Molecule: messenger RNA, 690 nt
Organism: Sycon ciliatum
Lineage: Eukaryota; Metazoa; Porifera; Calcarea; Leucosolenida; Sycettidae
Product: peptidase inhibitor 16-like
Exons: 1
Coding region: 1-690 (229 amino acids)
Cellular component (GO): extracellular region
Source: RefSeq, a predicted model, not a curated record
AUGCAGUCGCCUUUGUUACUGUGCACUCUGGUCGUGGUGGUGCUAUGCACGGGAUUGCAGAGAGCACAGGCCAAGCUCACACCCGCUCAGGAGGCAGCAAUGCUGGCUGCUCACAACAAUGCCAGGGCUACAGCAUCACCCACGCCUUGCACCCAGCUGACAAACCUAACAUACAGCCCCGCCCUGGCAAGGGUUGCACAGGCGUACAGCGAUCGAUGCAUCUACGAACAUAAUGCCAACAGAACGACCGACGCCGGCGGAGCUUUCAGGUAUGUGGGCGAGAAUCUUUACCUAAGCGUCUCCCACUCACCUGCUAGUUCAGAUCCCGUCGCCAGCGUUACUGCUUGGGAUAGCGAGAAAGUGGACUAUGACCUGGCCACACUCGUGUGCACCCCUGGCAAGAUGUGCGGCCAUUACACCCAGCUGGUGUGGAACGGCACAACCCAAGUCGGCUGCGGUGCUACGAUGUGCAAGACCGCCAACUUGCCGGGCCAGAAUUUCAACCCCACGCGGUUUCCACACGCCUACCUGGUUACAUGCAAUUACGGCGUGGGCGGCAAUUUUAGGGGCCAGAGCCCGUACGAGACCUGUCCACAGACCGGUGCUGCUCCAGGACUUCACCAUGAAUCGAACGCAGGCAGCGCUAUAGCUAUGCUCGUCUUUCUUGUCUGUCUAUUCGUCAACAUCUAA